GGUACUACUGGAAUCAGCAGAGACACCAUCAGCCUCCGACGUCGUCCAUCCCCUACGGUUCCGAUGGUCCUCUGAAACGCAGCCGUUUUAACUUGGACCACAGUAACUUGCCAUGGGAUGAGGAUGUAGGUAUCCCUCAUGAUACCAGAACUAUUGGCUCAGAUUAUGAUGACAUGUACCUGCGGAAUGUGCAAACGCCUUCUUUGCCAUCAGAAGAACUUGGUCGAUUUAAUGGUGUUGGUGGCAUGGGAAGACCAGGGGGUGACAAUCUGCACAUGGGUGGUGAGGUCAUAACUGAGCGUGGUAGAGUUUUUCCUUCAGAUUCUGGGCCAAAUGGUACUCGAGCUAUUGGUUCUGGUCAACAAGAUUUAGGUGGUAGGCCUAGCCGGGAGCUGCUUCCUCCACCUCCUGAUGCAUCCAAGACUCUAUUUGUUGAAGGUCUUCCUUCUGAUUGCUCAAUGAGGGAAGUAGCUCAUAUAUUUCGGCCUUUUCCCGGAUAUAAAGAAGUGAGACUUGUGACCACAGACUCAGAGCAAAGGGAUGGAGAUCCUGUUGUUCUUUGUUUUGUUGAUUUUGAAAAUCCUGCAAGUGCAGCCACUGCUCGGAACGCCCUGCAAGGGUAUCGAAUGGAUGAAGAGGAACCUGAUUCCGAGAGUUUGCAGAUCCAGUUUUCCAGAAACACAGGUCCAAGACCAGGGUAACGUGGAGAAAGGAAGUGAUGAGUCGAGACACAUUGGGCAUAUCAAACCAAAAUUGUAACUAGUUGUUUUCUCUAGAACCUAAUACACACUUUGAUCACGUAUUCAAAUCCUUAGUAGUACACUCACUCAAAGCUGGAGAGAUGUAGGGAUGGAUAGACACAAGAGUCUAGUAGGAGUUUAGUUGAUUGGAAUCUAAACUUUCUCUCACUCCUCUGUUUCUUUUUUUCAAUCUUCUUGAUAAAUGUUGUGCAUAUAAAUAAAAGUUACAAAUUUUGGGGGA
Raphanus sativus (radish) is the source of this 981-nucleotide messenger RNA. RefSeq names its product nuclear speckle RNA-binding protein B. The record is from RefSeq and is a predicted model, not a curated record. Lineage: Eukaryota; Viridiplantae; Streptophyta; Magnoliopsida; Brassicales; Brassicaceae. The transcript is spliced from 6 exons. The coding region runs from base 174 to 701 and encodes 175 amino acids. Gene Ontology annotation, molecular function: mRNA binding.